AUGGGAACAUGUUAAUAAUGCAAAUCGUAUGUUGAAAUCGGCAAUCUCACUAUCAUUGAUUAACUUAGCAAUGAUUUCAUAGUAGUGUAAGACGAUUAUUAGCAUCCUUUGUAUGGCAAAGUCAACAUACUUGAGUAUAAGGAACCCAAACAAUUUGAUUUUAAAUUAGUACAUAAACUUAUUACAUUUGUAGAGAGAGAAGACUUUCAAUAAGCAUUACAAUAUUAUGAAGCUAAAUUUUAUGGGUUCAAUCAUCCCAACCUUUUGAUUAUACAUGGUAUCUCAUCUUAAUCUUACUUUAGCAAUGUAAAAUAGAUAGAUAGAUCAAUUUUUUAAUACACAAUACAAAUUAUCACUCUUUUUAGAUUACUAUGAAACUACUCUUGCUUAAGAAUUAAUAUAUAGAAAAAAAAUAUAUUUUGAAGAAAGUGAAAUAUUAUUUUUUCUGGAUUCCUUAAUUGGUAGUUAAGCCUUUCUCUAAUCUAAGGGUCAUGCAUUGUCCUCAUUAAAAUUUGAUAAAAUCUACCUUUCUAAUUUGCUUAAUGGAGCCAUUGCAUUAAAAGUUUAAAGUCCUUUAUUUGAUCUAAAAGAUUAAGAAAUGGAAUUCAAUGCUUUAUUUGAUAAAAUAAUAAAAAGUGAGUAAGUUAAAUUGCAAGAAUAUCCAUAUUUGAGUCCAGAAUAAUGGCAAAUGAUUCAGAAUAAAAAAUUGGAACCUUAUGAUCUCUUUAAAAGCAAUGUAUUUGUUCUUGGUUUAGUAAUAAUAUUAUAUAUUCUUUUAGAUGACCUUAGAAUUAUGUUCUGUUCGUUAAAGUAUUACCUUAUAUAAAGAUUAUAUGAUUGAUUAAAACCUAUUAAAUGAUCAGAUUAAUAAGGUAAAAGAACGUUAUGGAGAAGUAUUACCAUUACUUUUGGAGGCAAUGUUAUAUUAUGAUCCAAAAGUGAGAUGCGAUUUUUUAUAGUUAGAUGAUCUUUUGAAUUUGUAACAAUUAUUAAAUGGGAAAAGAUUAUUUCAAAUUUGGACAACUGAAGAUUUCUAAUAUAGUUUUAUUGAGAAGAAAGUAUUCAACAAAAUAUAUAUAUAUAUAGGUUCAUUUUACUAAAAAAUAGCAUUCACUUAUUCAUCCAGAAGUUUAAUCAUAAUUAUCAAAUUAAUCAUUAUUAUAAAAAGGAUCACAUUUAUCACUUAAAUAAGUUUUAUCAAAAAAUUCAAAAGAAUCUAAAGCAUCAAGUGUAUAAUUAUUAAUUCAUAAUAUAAAAGUCAUUUAUUUAAAAGAGAGAAUCAUAUUCACCUUAAACAUAAAAAAAGAAUUUGUUUAAAAAAUUUGAAACAGAAUAAGCUUCAAAAGGAGGCAGUAAGAAACUAAUUACUUAAGAUGGUUUUGGAGUUGAAUCUUUAUCUAAUGGUCUAACAUAUGAAGGUAUAUUUUAGGGUGGUAAAAAGUAAGGAUUAGGUAAGUUAAUUAAUGAUGACAAUGAGAUUAUUUAUGAAGGAUAUUUCUUUGAAAACCAGUAAAUUUUAUAUAAAAUAUAAGAUAAGAUUUCAUCGUACAGGAGUACUCAAAAAUUAAAAUCCAUAAUAAUUAUCAGCACCAUUUAAUUAUAAAGAUUUUAAUUAGUUAGGAAAUAUGUGGAUUAAAUAUGAUGGAGAUUUCAAAUAAGGUAAAUAUGAUGGAUAUGGUUAAUUAACAUUGUCUAAUUAAGAAAUCUAUACUGGGCUUUUUUUAAAUGGAGAAAUAAAUGGAACUGGAGUAUUCUUAACUUAGGAUGGAAAAUAAAUUAAAGGUAAAUGGAUAAAUAAUAUCUUUCAAGAAAUGUGA
This is a messenger RNA of Paramecium pentaurelia, 1817 nucleotides long. NCBI's taxonomy places the organism in Eukaryota, Ciliophora, Oligohymenophorea, Peniculida, Parameciidae. The record is from the annotation of a GenBank genome assembly.